Linderina pennispora is the source of this 2796-nucleotide messenger RNA. Its product is annotated as DUF1900-domain-containing protein. NCBI's taxonomy places the organism in Eukaryota, Fungi, Kickxellomycota, Kickxellomycetes, Kickxellales, Kickxellaceae. Gene Ontology annotation, molecular function: protein binding. Bases 71 to 2716 code for a protein of 881 amino acids. The transcript is spliced from 12 exons. The record is from RefSeq and is a predicted model, not a curated record.
GGGUUCUCCAUUUCUCUCUCUCUUCAGCCCGUCGCCAGGUCGCCAUUUUCUUUGCAAUUUCACAGAAGCGAUGCGGUUCGCCAAAGUCAACAAAUACCGCAACGCAGUCGCCACGGUCACUGGUCGCGAGACGUGGUACAGCGAGCUAUCGUUGGACGCCUCCGCCUCCUUAGGGUCAAAUGGGCUGGCUAUCAGCGACGAUUCGUUGUACCUAAAGACCGUCAGCGGAAAUGCACUGCAGGCUGGCAAGGUCGGCGGACAGGUCAAGGUGCUGUCUAGCACGGGCGGUCGGGUCCAGGACUGGAAUGUGUCUGGCUUCGAAGAUGGGCUGGCAAUUGCUGGCGACGACCAGGGCACCGUGACGCUGUGGAAGGACCAUGCCGCUGCAGGUGCCUUCAGCGCACACUCAUCCGGAUGCGUCAAUGCCACGUUCCAUCCGACUGUGGCAGGACUAAUCGCAACCAGCAGUAGCACCGAAAUCAAGCUGUGGAACAGCUUGGCGCCUGUGUGGGAGUCGGCUAGUGAUGGCCAGAUUGACUCAAUCUCGGUGCGCGGCGACGGCCAGCUAGUAGCAGCCAGCACGCAUGUGGGCUCGAGCGUGCUGUUUGACCUGCGUCAGAAGCAGUCUGUUGGCUCGACAGCAGCAUUCCACGCAUCGGGCCGUUCCACGCGUGUGCUGUGGCUAGGCGACAAGCCGUUUUUCAUGUCGACCGGUCAGACUCGUAUGCGCGAGCGGUCGGCCGCCAUCUGGGACCAGCGCAAUCUGGCCAAGCCGAUCACCUCGAUGCAGCUGCAACCGUCAACAAAACCGCUGAUCCCGCUCUACGACGAGGACACGCAGCUUGCCUACUUGGCCGAGAAGGGCGAUAACAUUGUUCGCUGGGUCGAUGCCGAUCCCUCAGCUGCCAAACCGUUGACUGAAUUUGGUGCUGUGGCCCUGCCAUCGCAGAUUUCGGGCUGCCAAUGGACUGGCGAGAUUGCUAGGCUGAUGGUUGUGCUGGAGAACGCUGGUGCUGGAUCGGGCUCGGCUGUUGUUCCUGUGACGCACAUUGCACCACGUCGCACGUAUCUGGACUUCCACAGCGAUUUGUUCCCGGAUACCCGUGCCCCGCUGCCUGCGCAGACCUUUGAUGAGUGGCUGAAGAACGAGCCGUUCUCAGUGCCCAGGAUCCAAGGAGCAACGGUGUUGGAAUCGGCUCCUGUCAAGCCAGUUACACCACCACCGGCAGCAGCUGCAGUGGUGUCUGCCAAGUCGUCCCCGCUGGCGGACACACCAGCAGUCGUGUCCGCGCCUAAUCCUGCCAUUCCCGCCCUGCUCCCGCUGCAGCUCAGGCUCCGGUGGCCUCAAGCACAUCGCCGCUGUCCGCCUGCAACCACCACCGAGCCAUGUGGUGGUGAUCUGCCACACGAGCAGCAGCAAUCCCCAAAGGUAGCCUCUCCUCCGCCACGCGCUCCUGACCACGCACGAUUCAAGUACCUGGAGGGGUACAUGUACAAGCCGACCGAGCACUUCACACAGAUCCACGACGUCAACCUGCGGUUCCCGCCCGAGAACGAUGCGCUCAAGGUCAGCCCCAAGUAUAUCGCUAUUGCACUAACUGGCGCCGGUGGCCAGGUCGGCAUUGUACGGCGUGACACACCGGGCCGCGUGCCGGCCAAGAUGGCCACUGUCGUCCAUGGCGCCACUGUCACUGACAUUGCGUUCGACCCGUUCAACCCGUCAGUGAUUGCGACGGCGGGCGCCGACUCGACACUGCAGAUGUGGCAAAUCCCUGACAUGCCGCUGACGGAGGAGGCGCAUUUUGAUAUCGAAGAGUAUAUCCACAUUGCUGCCGACCGGAUCCACCAGAUCCGGUUCCAUCCAUGCGCCAAGGGGGUGGUCUCGGUGCUGGCUACGGACGCUGGCGAUAGCGUUAUCUAUGUGUACAAUGGCCUGAUGCUUCAUUUCAUCGUUGGCAAGACUGCCGAGGGCAUCCACUCGUUUGCCUGGUCGCCCGAUGGCGAGUCUAUUGCGCUGACAACCAAGAAGACCAAGAAGCUGCGUGUCUAUGAUGUGCGUACAAGCGAGCUGGUCGCCGAGGGCCCAUCAAUGGACAGCAUCCGUCCGUGCCGCAUCGAGUGGCUCGACAACGAGCGCAUUUGUCUUGCUGGCUUUGGAAUCGGCAGUCAGCGCAUGGUCUCGAUCCACAACAUCGCUGAUCUACUAUUGAUGUUGGGACCAGGCAUCCUGGUCCCAAUUUUUGAUCCCGACUGCGGCGUGCUGUAUCUCGAUGACCGUGGCAGCCGGCUGACGCACGCGUUCGAGGUCCUGGGCGACAAGCUCGUCGACCUGCCAAAGUACGAGUCCUCGCAACCCAGCCUGUGCUUGGCAGUUCUGCCCAAGAGGCAUGCAGAUGUGGCAAAAAGGGAGCUGCUGCGUACGUACCGCCUCAAUGCCCAGACGAUAGAGUCCAUGGGCUUCAAGGUGCCGCGCAAGCGGCCUGAAUUCUUCCAGGACGACAUUUUCCCGCCCACCGUCGAUCGUGAGACCCCGUCGAUUGAUGCUGCGUCAUGGGUCGACGGUACCAAGGCUGAGCCACAGUACAUUGACCUGUGCCCAUCAGGAAUGGUACCGCUGUCGCAGGCGCCGCCUGAAAUCCAGGAGGAAGAGGAGGACAACACCAAGGACGCUAUCUCGGCCAUGCUGAGCCGCGUUGACUCUGAUUGGGACGACUAGAUUUAAUUGGACAUUUCUUAAUAGACUUCGGGAGGAGCGUGCAGUGCUUCUCGUAAAACUGCUACUGCCGGUAUAACAUG